UGUGUGCAAAGCACAGACCAUUAGCCAUGACCCUGGAAAUUAUGUCGGUUCCGUUCAUUGCCAAUGGAGCGAUGGCAUUUAUUGGCUUCGUCUUGACUGUCACAAUUAUUCCAAAACUAGGAGAUAUGUUUAUUCGUGGAAAUCUGUUCGGGAUUGAUCAGAGCAAAGCCACGCGUACAAAAAUACCAGAAUCUAUGGGAGUGGUUUGUGGGACAGUUUUCCUCAUUGUUAUGUUUCUAUUCAUACCUGUGCCGUUUUACCAAGCCUUGUCUGACAAAGAUGGUCAAUUUCCCCACCAUGAGUAUGUGGAAUACAUCACGGCCUUGCUGUCUAUCUGCUGUAUGAUAUUGCUUGGGUUUGCUGAUGAUGUCCUGGAUCUUAAGUGGAGACACAAACUGCUCUUACCAACAGUGGCCUCCCUCCCUCUCCUCAUGGUCUACUUUGUCAACUUCAAUUCCACAAUCAUUAUUAUUCCCAAGCCGUUUAGGCUUCUGUUGGGCUUCGAUCUAGAUUUGGGACUUUUGUAUUAUGUGUAUAUGGGAAUGCUGGCAGUUUUCUGUACAAAUGCUAUCAACAUUUACUCUGGUAUUAAUGGCCUGGAGAGUGGCCAGUCUUUUGUGAUUGCUGUCUCUGUUCUCAUCUUUAAUAUCAUUGAGCUAUCAGGGGACCAUAAACAGGCUCAUCAGUUUUCCAUUUUUUUCAUGAUGCCAUUUCUAGCAGUGAACAGUGCAUUGCUGUACCACAACUGGUACCCAUCAAAAGUUUUUGUUGGCGACACAUUUUGUUAUUUUUCUGGGAUGACCUUUGCAGUUGUUGCCAUAUUGGGGCAUUUUAGCAAGACGAUGUUGCUGUUUUUUAUACCCCAGGUGUUGAAUUUCAUCUACUCUGUACCUCAACUGUUUAAAUUUGUGCCCUGUCCAAGACAUCGUUUACCGAGAUAUAAUGCAAAGACAGACCAAGUUGGAAUUAGUACCACAAGAUUCAGAUUAAAAGAUGUUUCGUUACUUGGCCGGCUGUUUGUCUGGUUGUACAGCACCCUCAGACUUAUCCAUAUCAAACACGAUGUGGGAGAAAAUCAGGAGUAUGUCGAGUGCAGCAAUUUUACAGUCAUCAAUCUGCUUUUAAUAUUCACCGGCCCAAAACAUGAACGUUCUGUGGUAUUAAUUCUUUUAGGAUUUCAGGUUUUUUGCAGUGUUCUGGCAUUCUUGAUACGCUACCAGUUAGCAAGGCUUUUCUAUGACGUAUAAUGGGUUUGCUAGAUUUGUUGGAUUAAAGUAUAAAAUCAAAAUGCUUUGUCUCACUGAUAGAUCACGCAUCUGUUGAUUCAUUAUAACAUGUAUACAAAAUUGAUAAGCAUCCACUAGGAUGUAUUUUUGUAUGUUUUGUGCGUACAUCACUGACAGUGACUUGCUCAUCUGAUUGGUGUUGAUACCUGAAAACUCAGACCAUAUGUAACGUGAGAACUUAGGCUUUAUAAAGCUCAUCCAAAAGAUUUCUUUUAAAGGAUUUCAAUUUACCAUGUAUCUUAAAGUACAGGGGUACUUACUGGAGAAGAUAACAUUUAUUUUAUUUAUUUUAUUGAUCUUAUACACCAUGUUAUACAUUACUUAUGUACUUGUAUAUAGCAGAUGUUAGGUUUAUGCGUAGAGGACAUGUUAAGCAUCGGGGUAAACCAUAGCACCUUAUCUUUGACAAGUCUUCUAUCUGCAAUCUGUAACAGUAGGGAAUGGUAACAUGCAGCCAUAAUGCCUAGUCGUCUUUCUGAGAGUCAUCUUGCACACUGAGUUAUAUUUCAGUAAACUGAAAUUCUAUAUGUAAUCGUUA
This is a messenger RNA of Liolophura sinensis, 1824 nucleotides long. RefSeq names its product UDP-N-acetylglucosamine--dolichyl-phosphate N-acetylglucosaminephosphotransferase-like. Gene Ontology annotation, biological process: dolichol-linked oligosaccharide biosynthetic process. Gene Ontology annotation, molecular function: UDP-N-acetylglucosamine-dolichyl-phosphate N-acetylglucosaminephosphotransferase activity. The record is from RefSeq and is a predicted model, not a curated record. The transcript has 8 exons. Lineage: Eukaryota; Metazoa; Mollusca; Polyplacophora; Chitonida; Chitonidae. Gene Ontology annotation, cellular component: membrane. Bases 27 to 1247 code for a protein of 406 amino acids.